GAAAGCGGAAGUGCUUCGAGUAGCUUUCGUCGUCAUCCGGGUUGAUCUCCGUCACAGAGGAUCCAGGAUGGCGACUCACAUGUCGAGGUGCAGAACCUGGAGUCGGGUUCAGAGGUAUGGGAUAGCAGCUUACCGGAAAUACAGCAGUGGUGGCGGAUACCCAAAUAUCUCCCUCUCUACACCGUUGCCUGGGAUCCCCAAACCAGUGUUCGCUUCAGUGGAUGGUCAGGAAAAAUAUGAGACCAAGAUUACCACUCUAGAAAAUGGCCUCAAAGUUGCUUCCCAAAACAAGUUUGGUGAAUUCUGCACAGUUGGAGUUUUGGUUAAUUCGGGAUCCAGACAUGAAGCAAAGUAUCCAAGUGGGAUUGCACACUUCUUAGAAAAACUUGCAUUUUCUUCCACAGCACAGUAUGGGAGUAAAGAUGAAAUCCUUCUUACGUUAGAGAAACACGGGGGGAUCUGUGACUGCCAGACAUCCAGAGACACCACAAUGUAUGCAGUGUCUGCUGAAGUGAAAGGUCUGGACACAGUGGUCAGUCUUCUGUCUGAUGCUGUUCUACAGCCUCGCCUGCUGGAUGAAGAGCUCGAGAUGACCAGAAUGGCGGUGCGCUUUGAGUUAGAAGAUCUCAACAUGAGGCCAGAUCCUGAGCCAUUACUCACUGAGAUGAUCCAUGCUGCUGCGUAUCGAGGCAACACAGUCGGACUGCCUCGUUUUUGUCCUGCAGAAAAUGUGGAUAAGAUUGACAAGAAUGUGCUUCACAGUUACCUGCGUAACUAUUACCGUCCAGAGCGCAUGGUGCUGGCAGGAGUGGGCAUCGAGCACGAGCAGCUGGUCGAAAGUGCCAGGAAAUACCUGCUGGACGUAAAACCAGUGUGGGGAACGAGUUCAGCGCCCAACGUGGACCUCUCUGUAGCACAGUACACUGGUGGCAUCGUCAAGAUGGAGAAGGAUAUGUCAGACGUGAGCCUUGGCCCCACCCCCAUCCCAGAACUUACCCACAUCAUGAUCGGCCUGGAGAGCUGCUCCUACCUGGAGGAUGACUUUAUCCCAUUCGCUGUGCUCAACAUGAUGAUGGGUGGAGGCGGCUCCUUCUCUGCAGGAGGACCCGGGAAAGGCAUGUUUACCCGACUGUACCUGAACGUCCUUAACAGACAUCAUUGGAUGUACAACGCCACCUCCUACCAUCAUAGCUACGAGGACAGCGGCCUACUGUGUAUCCAUGCUAGUGCAGACCCCAGACAGGUGAGAGAAAUGGUGGAAAUAAUCACCAGAGAGUUCAUUCAGAUGGGCGGCAGUGCAGGAGAGAUGGAGCUGGAGAGGGCAAAGACUCAGCUGAAGUCCAUGUUGAUGAUGAACCUUGAAUCACGGCCGGUUAUUUUUGAAGACGUUGGUCGUCAGGUUCUCUCCACAGGAAAGAGAAAGCUGCCACAUGAGCUCUGUCAUCUAAUAAGCAGCGUGACACCUGGUGACAUUAAAAGAGUGACCACCAAGAUGCUGCGCAGUAAGCCAGCUGUCGCAGCGCUUGGAGAUCUCAUGGAGCUGCCCUCGUACGAACACAUCCAGGCCGCCUUGUCCAGCAAGGACGGACGUCUGCCCCGCACAUACCGCCUCUUCAGAUAGACCCGCAUCAUCACUUUACAUAAACUGGACUUGAAGAUUACACUAGUGUUCCCUCCGAACACGGAAAUCACCACAGCUUACUGUGAAGGGUGACAAAUACCUCUGAGAGAAGGGGUGAUUUUAAAGAAAUGACACAUUGUACUCUACAGUAAUCCUAGUCUGUAUACAACUGUAUUUUUGUUUUGUUGCCAGGAAGUCAAUAAUUCAUUAUUUUUAUGGGAGGUUUGCAGGAGUUUGCUUUUAAAGAAACACAAAAUUAUCAUGUAAGGUUCCCAUUUAAAAACCCCAUCAGUGUCACAGAGCCACUCAGAGUAGACUGUGUUCUGGAUGCCCCUAAAACUCUUUCGUUUUUUUUAUUCCACCAUUACUUUCUUUGCAGAUCGCAGCUCUCUAAAAAUUCUUUAUUCCAGAGUCAGUGGAUUAAACUGUUAUUUAUACGACAAGACUUCAUAAUGUCCUUUUAUAGGUACGGAGACAGCAGAAAGUUACAUAAUAUAUGAUUAAAAACAAAAUGGAGAUUUUUGGAUCAGUCACUGACUUGACUGCUUGUCCUCCAGACUGAAAUUGUGAUUCGUGUAUUGUACAGUAAAAAGAUGGUUAAACAAG
This is a messenger RNA of Haplochromis burtoni (Burton's mouthbrooder), 2227 nucleotides long. RefSeq names its product peptidase, mitochondrial processing subunit alpha (gene pmpca). The record is from RefSeq and is a predicted model, not a curated record. Gene Ontology annotation, cellular component: mitochondrion. NCBI's taxonomy places the organism in Eukaryota, Metazoa, Chordata, Actinopteri, Cichliformes, Cichlidae. Gene Ontology annotation, molecular function: metalloendopeptidase activity; metal ion binding. Bases 68 to 1621 code for a protein of 517 amino acids. The transcript has 13 exons.